AUGAGUUCGAAACAACAUUGCAAUCGAUGUGCAAAAUUGGUAUAUCCGACCGAUAAAAUUGGACCGCUCAAGGAUUCCACAUUUUUUCAUAAUGGUGAGCAUUUUCUAACUGAAAUUUCAAAAAGAGAAAUAGAAUGUUAAAAUAAAUUAUUUAGUUUUAUAUAUUUUCAAUUCUCGAUUUAAUAAAAACCCAAAAAUAAAUAGCACAAGAUGGUCUAGAAACUAAUUGUAAGUUCCAAUUUUUUGGAAUCUCGAGUUUUUUAAAUUCAUCUUUCUGAACUACGAUUCAAAAGAUUUUUGAAAAAUAAAAAUUUUGAGCUUUCUGAGAAGUACUUCUUGAUUGUGAGCUAGUAGAAUUUUAGAAUUUUUUUUCGAAAAAUUAAAAAAUUUCUAGUAUAAUUAUUCAGAAAAGCUCAUGACUAAAACUCAAAAAUAAAAUAAACAUUUUUUAGGUUGUUUCAAAUGUUAUAUUUGUGGAACCCGUUUGGCUCUAAAAACCUACUGUAAUAAUAGAAAUGAUAUAAAUGACAAAGAAGUUUAUUGUUCAAACCAUGUUCCAAUUGCUGGACCUCAUGAUCUACCAAUGGUUAACGGAAAACCACAAUCAAAUGGACUUGAUAAUAACAAUCAUAUGAAAAAUGGAAAUUGGAUGUAAGUUGAACUCCGGUUGAUGGAAAUUUUUCAAAAAAAAAACAACAAUCAUGCCAAAUUAUCAAUAAUAUUUUUCAGAGAUGCUGGUUUGAGUGAUAUGAAAAUAGCACAUGCUAUGAAAGCAACUCAAGUAGCUCGACCUUAUCCAAAAAUCAGUCAUGAAGGGGCUAAAUAUGUUGUAGAUUAUGAUGCACAAACAAGACUUGAAUUACUUCAUAGAAGUGCUGAAGAUCAAUUAUAUGAAGCUUUUCAAGAUAAAAGAAAUCGAGAAGCUGAAGAAUUUGAGAAGGAAAAUACUGAAGAAUGGGAAAAGGCGUUGGAAGAAUUCGCGAAAAAAUAUGACAAGGGACAAAGUUCGAGCAAAGCCAAUAAAGAUGAUCUUAUUAGACAAUUAACAAUAAAACGAGAAAAGAAAUUGGAAACUUUACAUUCAAAACGAAGAGUGAGUUGUUUUUUCAAGAAAAAUUGAAAAUUAAUUAGGCUUCCGAGUUAAAAAGCUCAUUUCGCCCCCACGAUUGGAGUCGGGCCGAGGGUUGUUUUUCUUCAUGCGCCUGUUUCCUUUUUCAUUUCUCUCACCCCUAUCUUCUCAUUCACCGACGUUUCCCUUUACUCGCAACGCGCUAUCUUCUUCAUUGUGUGUGACUCCGCCCACUUUUAGACAGUGAAGAAAAAUGAGAGACGCAGACAAAUAUUGGUUUUUCGAGAAAGAAAAAGAAAAAAGAAUUUGAAUUGAAAGAAAAAUGAUUAUUUUCAGGAACGUGAAAGACAUCAAACUGCUGAAUUAGUUGAUAGACAAGCAAAAGAAAUGUUGGAUCUUUUCAAAGCUUCAAGACAAGAAUACAGUAAUCUACAGUAUCCUUCAACACCGCCACCUCCAGUUCCACCAAGUUGUAGUAAAAGAGAAAUUUAUACAUCAACUGAUUAUUUUUCAUCGAUUGAUGAAGUUGCAAUUCAUUGUGCAAGAAAUGAAGUCGCCUCAUUUACCGAUUUGAUUCGAACUUUAUCAUCUGGUGCAAGAUCAGAUGUUGAUGUUGCGAGAGCAAUAUAUCGAUGGAUUACUAUUAAAAAUUUGAAUACAAUGAUUUUUGAUGAAUCAAUUCAAAGUGAUACUCCAAUGGGACUUUUACGUGGUAUUAAAUAUGGAACUGAAAGUUAUCAUGUAUUAUUCAAAAGAUUGUGUAGUUAUGCUGGAUUACAUUGUGUUGUUAUAAAAGGAUUUUCAAAAUCAGCUGGAUAUCAACCAGGUUAUUCAUUUGAUGAUCAUAGAUUCAGAAAUACAUGGAAUGCUGUUUAUUUGGAUGGUUCUUGGCGAUUUGUUCAAUGUAAUUGGGGAGCAAGACAUCUUGUGUAAGUUCAGAGAUUUUUAAAUAAGUUAUUGUUCUAGAAUUUUCAGAAAUGCAAAAGAUGGAUCACAUGAAGCAAAAUCAGAUGGAAAUCUUCGAUACGAAUACGAUGAUCAUUAUUUUAUGACUGAUCCAGAAGAAUUUAUCUAUGAAUUUUUCCCAUCUGAACCUGCUUGGCAAUUAUUACCAAGAUCAUUGUCACUUUUACAGUUUGAGAGAAUACCAUUUGUUCGAUCACUAUUUUUCAAGUAUAAUCUAUCUUUCACUGAUUCAAAAUUAGAGUCAACAAUUUAUGUGAGUACAACUUCAAAAAAGGUCAUAACCUCUAAUAAAAUAUUGCUUUUCAGACCGAUAAAACAGGAGCUUCGUCAGUUUCAAUUCGUCUUCCACCAAAAGGAGAUUCUCUUAUUUUCCACUACAAUCUUAAAUUUUUCGAUUCUGAGGAGAAUACAAUUAGUGGAAUGUCUUUGAAAAGAUUUGUUAUGCAAUCUGUAUCAGAUGAUGUAAGUUAUUAUACUGUAAUUAUUUUCCGAACUUAUACGAACUUGAAUAUUUGCAGAUUGUUACAUUUCGAGUGCAUGCUCCAUCAACUCGACCACUUCUUUUGGAUAUUUUUGCCAAUUCAGUUUCUUCGGGAGCUUAUUUAACUGGACAACCAAUCAAAUUCAAAAGUGUUUGUAAAUUUAAAGUGAGUUCAUUUUAGGGAAAAACAAUCUAAAUUUUCAUCAUUUAUCAUAUUUAUUAUAGGUUUUAUGUGAAUCCCUUCAAGUUAUAAUGGUUCCACUUCCUGAAUGUGCAUCAGGUGAAUGGGGUCCUGCAAAAGCAACUCGAUUAUUCGGACUUUUACCAGUAUCACAUCCAGAUGCUAUUAUAAAUACUGGAAGAUAUGUUGAAAUUAGAUUCCGAAUGACUAGACCACUUUCUGAAUUUGUUGCAUCACUUCAUAGAAAUCGAACAGAUGAUCGUCAACUUCAAUCAUGUACAAGAUCUAUUCUCAAAGGAGAUAUGGUAGGAUUAUAUUAUUUUUCCAAAAAAAAACAUGAAUAACUCAUUUGUUUUUUUCAGGUUUAUAUUCAAAUAGAUUUUCCGGGAGAAGGUCAAUAUGGACUAGAUAUUUACACACGUCAAAAUGAUCAACUUGUCAACGGAAAACAACUUUUAACACAUUGCUGCAAAUAUUUGAUUCAUUCCAGAAAUUGUUAA
Messenger RNA from Caenorhabditis angaria, 3197 nucleotides. Lineage: Eukaryota; Metazoa; Nematoda; Chromadorea; Rhabditida; Rhabditidae. The record is from the annotation of a GenBank genome assembly.